This is a messenger RNA of Lotus japonicus, 1672 nucleotides long. Its product is annotated as protein MAINTENANCE OF MERISTEMS-like. Gene Ontology annotation, biological process: meristem maintenance; meristem development. Lineage: Eukaryota; Viridiplantae; Streptophyta; Magnoliopsida; Fabales; Fabaceae. Bases 508 to 1521 code for a protein of 337 amino acids. The record is from RefSeq and is a predicted model, not a curated record. The transcript has 2 exons.
GACUUCUCGGAAGGGGGCUAGGAAGGGGGCUCCGAAGGCGACCACUGAGGUUCCUGCUACUGAGGUUCCUGCCACUGAGGUUCCUGCUACUGAGGUUCCUGCUACUCAGGUUCCUGCUACUGAGGUUCUUGCUCUCUCGACGCCUGAGGUUACUGCUACUGAGGUUUCUCCUCAGUCGACGCCUGAGGUUACUGCCCACGAUACUGUUGAGCCUUCCACCUCUUCACUUGAUAUUGAUGCAGUUGAGGAGCCAUUGGAGUCGGAGUCGGAGUCGGGGUCUGAGUCUGAGAUUGAGGGUGAGGAUGUAGAGGUAGAGGAUCCGAAUAUGUCGCCGCUCCAGAGAGAUCCACUGUUUCCUGGUGGGCCGGUUGAGUUUUCACUUCUGCAGCAUUACCCGGAUCACAUAGCGCCGUGGACGUGGCAUACCCUACUAGGCACCACUGACCACCUCGUUAUUAUGAGCGAGGUUAUUUGAGGCUUGCCACUGCUGGUACGAAGCUCGGGCUGAUGACGUGUGAGGGGGACAAUUACAGGGAGGUCCACUUGAUUGUGGAGAGGAGCGGACUGUAUCCACUGGUCAGGUGCAGCUAUGUAGAGACGGACCCAGGGCUUAUAUCGGCCCUUUUGGAGAGGUGGCACGAGGAGACUAGUAGUUUCCACAUGCCAUUCGGGGAGAUGACUGUCACCCUUGACGACGUCUCCGCUCUUCUUCACAUCCCGGUUGGUGGGAGAUUCUACACUCCAGGAGUGGCCUCGAGAUAUGAUGUGGCAGAGACCUGCGCUUUGCUGUUAGGGGGGGAUGCAGAUUUGUACAUGGCUGAGUUUGAUGUGAAGAGGGGUCCGACUAUGAGGUUCAGCUUCUUGCGAGACCUUUACCCGACAGCUGUUGCAGAGGGGCGGUACGAGCAUGCAGCCAGGAUGUACCUGAUGCAUCUUGUUGGCGCGACAUUGUUCGCCGACAAGAGUGGGGGGCACUCAUUCUCCGCCCGUUGGAUCGGCAUGCUACAGAAUCUUGAGCGGGUGUCGGAGUUCGCGUGGGGCGCCAUGGCCCUUGCCACAUUGUACGACCAGCUUGGACAGUCUUCUCGCAGCGGGGUCAAACAGAUGGGCGGUUACAUGUCCCUGUUGAUGGCCUGGGUCUUUGAGCACUUUCCAGACAAGCUUGUUCGCCGGUAUGCGAACCCGUCUUACACAAAGGACCAGCCCAGAGCUUGUAGGUGGACAGAGUCACGGUCGGGGCAUGCUAGGCUUGACGAGAGGCGAGUACUACUUGAUGAGUUGACGGCCGACGACGUCACUUGGACUCCAUAUGAGGCCCACAGGGAAUGGCGACAGCGGGAUGAGAGGGCUUUGUUCUCAGGCUACAUUCGGUGUCCCUAUCCCCCUGCUGUGCGACCUCAUCUUUCGGAGCGGGUCAUGCGACAGUUUGGGUAUAUACAGACGAUCCCGCGCCACCCUAGUGAGAUGGAUAGAUCUCCCGCAGCUGAGGCUGUUGAUGCGGCAUUCGCAGAUUAUGUGUAGUACUUGUUCCCUGAGGGCGACCCUGCUAUAGAGGAGGGACAGGUUGUGGGCGGUUACAUGGAUUGGUACGCUAGAGUGUCUCAUUUUUUCAUCAUACCGAAUGAGAGGAGGAUUGAUCUCAGUGUCGUGGUAAAUUUUAAAUUUUAAUUCU